AUGGCGCUGGAGGACCGGGCCCGAGAGGAUUCCACAAUUUCUUCGCCAGCCGGUUGUUCCUCAGCUGCUUCCUCCCCACCAUCUCCUGCCUCUGCGCCCCCUUCUUCACCACCUGCUUCUUCACCCCCUGCCUCUUCACCACCUGCUUCUUCACCACCUGCUACUUCACCACCCUCUGCAGCUUCCCCUCCUUCCUCCCCGCCUUCUUCACCACCUUCUUCUGCUCCUUCUUCACCACCUGCUACUCCUUCGCCCCCUUCUUCACCUCCUUCUUCACCACCUUCUUCUCCUCCUUCCUCCACGCCUUCUUCACCACCUUCUUCACCACCUUCCUCCCCCCCUUCUUCACCACCUUCUUCACCUCCUUCUUCAACUCCUUCUUCACCACCUUCUUCACCACCUUCUUCACCUCCUUCUUCGCCUUCUUCUUCACCUACUUCUUCACCGCCUUCUUCACCACCUUCUUCACCUCCUUCUUCACCUACUUCUUCACCUCCUUCUUCACCUCCUUCUUCACCACCUGCUUCACCGCCUUCUUCCCCUCCUUCUUCACCACCUUCUUCACCUCCUUCUUCUGCUCCUUCUUCACCACCUUCUUCACCACCUUCUUCACCACCUUCUUCACCCCCUUCUUCACCAGCUUCUCCACCUUCUUCUUCUUCACCACCUUCUUCACCUCCUUCUCCACCAUUUUCUUCACCCUCUUCUUCACCAUUUUCUUCACCCUCUUCUUCACCAUCUACUUCACUACUUUCUUCACCACCUUCUUCACCCUCUUCUUCACCAUCUUCCGCACCACCUUCAUCACCACCUUUUUCACCAUCUUCUUCUUCACCACCUUCUUCACCAUCUUCUUCGUCACCAUCUGCUUCGCCGCCAUCUUCCUCGCUACCUCCAACGCCCGGCAUUUCGUCUCCCUCAUUCGGGACGCUAGUAAUUCCGGUCACUACGUCCGUGUCGACCGAAGAUUCCGUUGUCGUGCGACGUCCCGGCAUUAUGUAG
Anopheles coustani is the source of this 1002-nucleotide messenger RNA. RefSeq lists its product as uncharacterized. The transcript is spliced from 2 exons. Bases 1 to 1002 code for a protein of 333 amino acids. NCBI's taxonomy places the organism in Eukaryota, Metazoa, Arthropoda, Insecta, Diptera, Culicidae. The record is from RefSeq and is a predicted model, not a curated record.